This is a messenger RNA of Microplitis mediator, 2621 nucleotides long. Its product is annotated as neuralized-like protein 2. Gene Ontology annotation, molecular function: ubiquitin protein ligase activity. The transcript has 4 exons. Lineage: Eukaryota; Metazoa; Arthropoda; Insecta; Hymenoptera; Braconidae. The coding region runs from base 659 to 1441 and encodes 260 amino acids. Gene Ontology annotation, biological process: intracellular signal transduction. The record is from RefSeq and is a predicted model, not a curated record.
CCAACUCUGAAAUUCUUAUCAUAACUUCUUGUCGAUCUAAUAUUAAAACAUGUUUAGUUCUUUCAAACUAUAAUUAGCGUAUAGAAGUCUAAAAUCCAACAAUUUUUUACUUUUCAUAUGAUUUGUACAAACCAGUCUUUAGGAUAAAGUUUUUGCAACCAAAUAGCGAAACCUGGUGGACAUCGUGAAUAUUUUCUUGUAGAUUUAAUAAAUAAUACAUGAGUAAAUAAAAGUAUUGGAUAAAAAAUAAUAUAUGUAAAAAAAAAAAAAAAAAAAAAAACGUUAAAUCCAUUGAGCAAUUUCGAGAGACUUUAUCUCUAUUACUGAUGAUAUACUAAAUCAAGUAGUUGAAAAUAAAACCCCACACUCUUAUGAAUCGAAAAAGUUUAGUCUUCAAUCUUAACUUUUUUACUAUCCAUGCGAUAGUUUAAUAAUUUUUCACCUCUCAGCCACUCCUUGCUCCAAUAUGUGAUUUCUAUUUAUUUGUGAGAGGUACAAUAAUUUAUAAAAUUAAAAUGUUUUUAUUAACUUUUUAAUUAUACAGUUGUUUAUUCGAAAAAAGUAUUUUAAUGUGUUUGCUACCAAGCAGUAAACAUUGUAUCAUUUUGCAAGAAAAUAAGAAUCCCAUUGAUUACACCCAAUAAAAUUAGUUUAUAUCAUGUCGGAAAAAUCACGAAAAACUGUUACUCGAUUUCAUCCAAGUCAUGGUGAAAAUAUAAUACUUUGUGAUGAUAAUACAGUAGCCUAUCGAAAACAAAGUUUUGCUAAUGCAAUAACAUUUAGUGAAAAACCUUUACUACCCGGUGAAAUUUUUCUUUUGGAAAUAGAAAAAUAUGAACGAGGAUGGAGUGGUCAUAUGAGGCUAGGCCUAACCCAAAUUGAUCCUGUAACAGCUGAUAAAAAAGGCUUACCUCAAUAUGCAUUACCCAAUUUAGUAAAUAUGGGCUCUAGUUGGGUAUUCGCAAUAACUCAAAGUCAUAAUAUUUAUUUUAGUGUCAGUGAAGGUGAUACAAAUCCUCAUCAUGAAAAGAAAUUAAUUACUGAUGGCAUUACUGUACAGACUUCACGUGGAAUCAUUCCUUAUACGGCGUUAAAACCAAACACAGUUGGUUCAUGUCAAAAUCUUUUGCCGACAGAAACUGGUAGUCGUAUUGGUGUUAUGUAUGUACCACAACGAGGUACUGAUUUAGCAGAAAUGCAUUUUAUUAUUAAUGGAGUGGAUCAAGGUGUAUGUGGAAAAGACAUUCCUUAUAAAGAAAAACCAAUACAUGCAGUUGUUGAUGUUUAUGGUACAACAAAGCAAGUCAGAAUUAUUCAACUCUAUGCUGUUUCUACGUUACAAAGUGCUUGUCGGGACGCUAUUUUACAAUAUACAAAAGAAAACGCGGUCAAUUUGUUACCAUUACCACAAAUGCUUAAAGACUUUUUACUUUAUCAAUGAUAAUAAUUUAGAAACGAAAGUUAUUGUAAUAGUUAUUUUUCUUUUUUAUAAUAAGUUAAGAUAUUUUGAUUUAAUGAUAAAAUCAGGCAGGUCCUUUUAUCAUUAUUAGUCUUUUCUUGACUUCAAUCAUUUAUUGUAAAUUAUUAUAUUCUACAUUUGAGAUUUUACAAAGAAAAAAUCUAUAUGUCAUUACCAUAUAUAAUUGAAUGAAAAUAAUACAUUUUAUUAUUCAUCGAUAUUCCACGAGCAACUAUAACAUUUUUUAAGUCUUUUUUAUCAGUGUAGUAUUAUCAUAACCAUAUAAAAAAAAAAUAUGCCACUUGGCAGUCAGAAUCGAAAGUAGAUUUUUCAAAAACAAUUUUAAACCUUCAUAAAAUCGGCAAAAGAUAUAAAAUAAAAAUAAAAAAAAAAAAUUAAACUGAAACUUAUUCCAUCAGUUUCUACGUACCUUGUUCAGAAUCUAAGUAAUUUCAUAAAAAAAUUGUAAGAAAGUGAACCCAUGGAGAUAGAACUUUUUGUUAUGUUGAAAUUUUUAAAUGACUACCAUAUUUCUACUAAUUGAGCGAUUCAAUUUAUCUUUGAACUUAAUAAAGGUAAUCGCCAAAAGAAUAACUAGACCAAUUUUUAUUGUGAUCCUUUCAGAAUUGUGAUCGCGAUAUAUAUAUAUAUAUAUUUUUUUUUUUUUUUCAAUUAAUGGUAUUUUUUUAACAUACUCGACUGAUUAAAAUAUAUUUAUAUAAAAGUUGCACCAUGAGGACAAAUAGGUACAGGGAAAAAUUUGAAUAGUUGCUGUAACUAAUAGUUGAGUUUAACUGUUGAAUUGAGAUGUGUGCCUGUCUAACUUCCUCAGCUAAAUGCUUUAGUUGAAGAGUUUUAGUUACUGAAACUCAAAAUUUCUCUAAGUGCAAUAGUUAUUUUCAUGAAAUCUACCUAAAAAAUUGAAUAAAAAUCAAAAAAUAGUGAAUUUGGUUGUGGAAUGUCGAUAAACAAAAUGAUUUCUAUACUAACCGUAGAUGAAAAGAAUCUAAAAAAAAAAAAAAAAACAAAAUUAUUAAUAUUUAAAAAUAUUUACGUGAACAUCUGAAUGAACUUGAAUCUCAUAAUUAAAAUUUUAUGAAUUUUUUAUUUUUUUUUAUUUUAGUAUACUUUAUAGAAUACUUUAGUUAUAAAUUAAAAUAUU